Molecule: messenger RNA, 1290 nt
Organism: Aspergillus nidulans FGSC A4
Lineage: Eukaryota; Fungi; Ascomycota; Eurotiomycetes; Eurotiales; Aspergillaceae
Product: TauD/TfdA dioxygenase family protein
Exons: 6
Coding region: 1-1290 (429 amino acids)
Molecular function (GO): oxidoreductase activity
Source: RefSeq, a predicted model, not a curated record
AUGGCCGUCCAGACUGAACGCGAUGGUCAGGUUAGUAAUGAGGAGGUCAGGCCCAAGAUAAUUCGGGCUAUUGACGAAGAGGAUAGCCCUACGGACGCCAAAUACCCCCACUACCUCCCUGUCUGGGACCACGCAGACAACCUUCCCCCUCUAGAGCCCUUCACGCACCAUGACCCCGGCAAAAACGCCGACCCGUCUCUCAAAGAUCUCCUCAUUCCAGGUGUGACUGUAAAGAGGCUUACUCCCACAACCGGCAGUGAGAUCACUGGAAUCCAGCUCUCCUCACUUACGGACAAAGCAAAAGAUCAACUUGCGCUUUUUGCUGCCCAGCGUAAAGUCCUUGUGUUUCGCGAUCAGGAUUUCGCCGAUCUCCCGAUUGAUCAAGCCGUUGCCUUUGGUGGAUAUUUCGGAAGGCAUCAUGUGCACACAACUGCCGGGGUACCAGAGGGAUAUCCGGAGGUCCAUGUCGUGUAUAUGAUGGAUACAAAGAACGGGGACUUUGCGACCUUUUUAGCUGGCAAAAAUAGCACGGUGCUCUGGCAUUCGGACGUCACAUAUGAUGAGCAGCCGCCGGGUAUGACAAUUCUCUACGCGCUUGAAUUGCCCGAGGUGGGUGGGGAUACAGCCUUUGCGAACCAGGUGGAGGCAUAUAAGCGGCUUUCACCCGCGCUACGGGAGCGGUUGCAUGGGCUAAAGGGGGUUCAUGAUGGUGUUUCACAGGCGGAGCCCUACUAUCGUGCAGGAAGAUUGGUCCGGAGGGAGCCAGUAAUUGUUGAGCAUCCACUUGUCCGGACACAUCCAGUGACAGGGGAGAAGGCACUUUUUGUCAAUGCAUUGACGACGAGAAUUGUCGGGAUGAAGAAGGAGGAGAGUGAUAUGUUGCUGGGCUUCUUGAUGAAUCAUAUUGGGCAUUGCCUGGAACACCAAGUCCGGGUGCGGUGGGAGCCAAAGACGGUUGUCAUUUGGGAUAAUAGAACCGUGUCACUGCGCACACUGCGAUCGUCGACUGGAGAACUCGUGAGCGUCGGCACCUGGCACGCCUCACUCCCCAGGCUGAGCGUCCAUUUGAGACGCCCAACAAUGGCAGAUUAUGGCGGAACGCUCUGCUUCUUCAAGAUUCUUCGACGUUAUAAUACACACAGGAAUUUUCAGACUCUCCGAGUUAUGGUUGGCUUACAGUUUAGGGAUUCUCUGGGGUUGGCAGCGGGGAAGGUCCCCGGCGGUCGCCCCGCCUGGGCCCUGGGCCUGAGCGUGACUCCCCGCGCGGAGGCAAGCGGAGAUGCCGCGUAA